AAAAAAAACUAAAAACAAACAGGAAGCAACAAAAACAAUGCACUAAUAGUCACACAAAAAUUCAUGGUCGUUGACGAAAGUUUUACCUCGCUCUUGAAAGAAAAUUCAACAUAAUCGUCAGACCCGCGUAUUUAUGUAAUAUGUUAAAGAAAAUCAGUUGACAAUAACUUGGAAAAUUAAGAAUUAAAUGUACAAUAAUUGUAAUAAUUCGACGACAAAUAACUAACGUUAUAUAAAUAUUUCGGUUGUGUAAACUAGUGGUGACGUAGUAUGUCAAAAUGUUCACUUCCAAAAUAGUGGUACGUUUUGUGGGUUCAGCUUUAGAACAACAACAACAAUUUAUAUUGUUGGCUGCCAAUGGUCAGCAUGCAUCGAGACGCUUUUUUACACCUAUGCAGGUGUAUGAGAAGAAAGUCGAAGAAAAGAAAUUAAUGCCCGAUAAGGCACAAAAAAAUACUGCACAGCAAUUGGAAGAGUUAUAUAAUACCCUCAAGGAUUAUAAGCCAACACCUGUAAAGUCAGCGGCACAAGGUGGAGGUGGUUUCUUUAGUAAAUUACUGAAGAAGGAGAAAACGGGCAGUAGUUCAAUUCAGCUUUUAAAUACAUCAUCUCCUAAAGGGUUGUAUAUUUAUGGUAGUGUGGGCGGUGGUAAAACCACUUUGAUGGACUUGUUCUAUGAUUGUUGUACCAAUAUCGACAAGAAGCAACGUGUCCAUUUUAAUUCCUUUAUGUCUCAGGUGCACGGCCGCAUACAUCAGGUCAAACAGGAGCGUGGCCCAAGAGAUCGUGCUUUUAAUACCGAAAAACCAGAACCAUUCGAUCCUACAUUGCCGGUGGCAGAAAUGAUUGCUGCUGAAUCUUGGUUGAUUUGUUUUGAUGAAUUUCAAGUCACCGACAUUGCCGAUGCAAUGAUCUUAAAAAGCUUAUUUACACAUCUCUUUAACGAAGGUAUUGUUUGUGUGGCCACUAGUAAUCGUCAUCCUACGGAGUUGUAUAAGAAUGGUUUACAACGUAGUAACUUUUUACCCUUCAUUGAUGUUUUGUUAAAUCGUUCCAAUUUGGCGGCAAUGGAUAGUGGAGUUGAUUAUCGUCGCAUCGCUCAGUCAGGAGAUACAAAUUACUUUGUAACAACAAAAGGCGAUGCUAAAUCUCAAAUGGAACGUAUGUUUAAAAUUUUAUGUUCACAGGAGAACGAUAUCAUUAGACCUCGCACAAUUACACAUUUUGGACGCGAUUUAACAUUUCAACGUACCUGUGGUCAAGUUUUAGACAGUGAUUUCGAAGAACUUUGCAAUCGUCCUUUGGGUGGCAGUGAUUAUAUACAAAUUGGACAAUUCUUUCACACGGUGCUGAUUCACAAUGUUCCACAAUUGACCCUACAAAUGAAAUCACAAAUGAGGCGUUUUAUAACAUUAAUCGAUACACUUUACGAUAAUCGCGUUCGUGUGGUAAUGUCGGCUGAAGCUCCACUCGAUAAAUUAUUUAAUUUUAGUGAUAAACCCACGGACAUUGCCGAUGAUCAACGCAUGUUAAUGGAUGAUUUGAAAUUGGGUGCUCAAGAUACAUCAGCUAGUGUUUUUACUGGCGAGGAGGAAAUGUUUGCUUACGAUCGUACUAUUUCUCGUUUAUACGAAAUGCAAAAGAAAGAAUAUUGGGAGCAAUGGGCCAAACAUAGAUAAUUUUUUCGUCUCUGCCAGAUGACUACAAUUUUUAGCAAAAAUAGUUUACAUUAAUAUUAAUAGCUUUCAAUGGGUCACAAAUUACUUUCUAGUACUUAAACAAGUAAUAAUGAUUAAAUAAGUUAAAAAAAAAACAGUGUAUGUUUCCAAAAAUGUUUGCAACUUUAUUUUUAUGUAUGUUCUCGAUUUAGUACAAUAUUAUUUAAUAUCAAUUAUGUUCCAUUAUUUUAUUUAUAGCAACAAUUAUAAUUUUUAAAAAUAAAGUUAAUAAUCUUAUGAACAGCAAUGAACAAAUAAUUACAGCAA
Messenger RNA from Lucilia cuprina (Australian sheep blowfly), 1985 nucleotides. RefSeq names its product putative ATPase N2B. The coding region runs from base 279 to 1679 and encodes 466 amino acids. Gene Ontology annotation, cellular component: cytoplasm; mitochondrion. Gene Ontology annotation, molecular function: ATP hydrolysis activity; ATP binding. Lineage: Eukaryota; Metazoa; Arthropoda; Insecta; Diptera; Calliphoridae. The transcript is spliced from 5 exons. The record is from RefSeq and is a predicted model, not a curated record.